Messenger RNA from Prionailurus viverrinus (fishing cat), 2758 nucleotides. It is a transcript of the gene GARIN2, whose product is annotated as golgi associated RAB2 interactor family member 2. The transcript is spliced from 9 exons. Lineage: Eukaryota; Metazoa; Chordata; Mammalia; Carnivora; Felidae. The record is from RefSeq and is a predicted model, not a curated record. The coding region runs from base 423 to 1661 and encodes 412 amino acids. Gene Ontology annotation, cellular component: nucleus.
CUGGCCUCCUCUGCUUCUUUUACUAAGUGGUUAGUUGCCUACCUGGUAGACAUAAACACCUUCUGACAAAGAAAUGUGAAAAGAGUUGGAAACCUGCUGUUUGGAGACUAUUCUCCUACUAGACAUCUAAGAGAUCUCCAGAGAUCUAUUUCAGCCUCACAUCUAUGUCAACCGUGAGCUAUGAACUUGUGACUGUCUGGUUCCACUCACCAAAAGACCAUGAUUAGAAUCAUUGACAACAGCUCAGCUCAGAUAUAAACAGCAGCCCUCUGAGCACUUCGCCCACCUUGCUUCAUUAGGAAAACUCUUUCUAAGGCAUGGACCUCUCAGACUUCACCAUGAAAAGGAGGAAGCCCAGACUGAAAUGAGUUAAAACCUUCGUCUUUGAGAGAGGAUUGUGGCUUGGCCCUGAGUUAAGCACCAUGAAGAAGAACAAUAGGAACUCUACCACAAGGAUCAAUAAGCAAGAUGCCAUCUCCGUCCCACCCUUCCAAGAUGCAGGAGAUCUUCAAAAUAUGUUGGAUGGAGGAGAGUAUGCCCCUUUUGUAUCUCCUCCCAUAUUAGAGAGCAAUUUUAUCCAGGUUAAUAGGAGAGGUGAAUCCGUUUACCUUCACAACCGAGCCAACUGGGUGACUGUAGGCAUCUGCUCUUCCAGUAUCACCCACAAGACACCCAAUGUAAUGCUUCUGGCACAUCUGACACCUGAAGCCCAGAAAGAUACAGAACCCCUAUUUCAAAGGCUCCUGACAUCUCCUUCUCCAGAGAACCUGGUGCUCACCAGGUUUCUCCCUCUACAGUUUGUGACUCUUUCUGUGCACGAUGCUGAGAAUAUGCGCCUCAAAGUAAAGCUGGUCAGUGGUCGAGCCUACUACCUGCAGCUCUGUGCCCCUGCAUGUAAACAGGACAACCUAUUUUGUCAAUGGGUGGAACUCAUCUCCCUCUUGAAUCAGGAGAAAGCCAAAGUUUCCAAACUGUCAGAAGUCUCAAGCCUCUCGGAAAUCACCAAUAGCACAGAUAUCACAGGUUCAGUGGACAUCAUGGAUAUUGCAGCAUUUGCAGCCAUACAGAACCCGCACAUGUACACAUGUUCAGACCCUGUAAAUGCCAUAGAAAGCAUUGAUUUCUCAGAAUUCACAGAUGUCACCGAUGUCACAGACGUCACAGAUGUUCCAGAAAAUGAGGUCACAGAGGCCCCAGAUAUAAAAAUUGUCACAGAAGUCACAGAAGUCACGGAUGUCUGUGAUGUCCCAAACAACUCGGAGGUUACAGUGGUAUUUGAAAACGAUGACAUACUAAGGGCCAAGCAAGAGGAAAAGGAAAAGAUGGAAAACAUUCUGAAGCCUGGGUGUCUACGAGAUACAAAAAUUAAGAAUGAAUGCAAAGAAUCCUCAAAACAUGUCACCAUCUCAAAUGUAACACUGACUUUCGAAGGUGAACGAUGUUUUCAUUCUACUUUGACUCCAGAAGAAAGUGACAUAAAUUCAUCCAAAAGGAUGAGCAUUAUUAGAACAUCUGAAAUAAGGACAACUGAUUUUAGCAACACAGCUCUCAAGGCUGAGGAAUCCAGGAGCAUGAGAACUGAUUCAGGCACUUCAGGCUUGCAUAGUAUUUUGAUUUUCCCUCUGCUUAGCAUUUCUUUCCCCCUUUUUACAGUCCUCUAAAUCACUUCUUUUUGCCCUUUCAUACCCUUACUCACACUUAACACUUUUUACCCCAAGAAGAGCAAGGAUUCGUAGAAUCUUAAUCCCUUGUUCCAUUGAAUUAGACUAAAUGUAGACUAAAAAUGAGUCUGUGAAUCUGAUUUCUAUUCUAGGCAGUAGCCAGAAUAGUAACUGCUCCCCACUGCAAUAAAACAAAACCCUGGUCCUAUUAACCUGGUCAGAUUCACAUUCACCCAACUCCAGGCAAUGCUACCUGAGGACCAUGGUCUCUUAUUCAUGUCUCAAACCACUCAGCGGUUUGACAAAAGGACACUUUUUCUCCUUUCUGAGUAAGGCUUUGGGUAAAGUGGACUCUGAAUGUACUGUUUUCAUGAAAAGGCUGCAGGAAGAGCCUAGGCUAACACUGUCUCUCAGGAUCUGGGUCCAUCUGUCCCUUUUCUUGACUUUUAAUUUCUUACCUAUCUAGGUUUUACUCACUUUAGCUCUGUUGAUCUCUUUACGGUGAGCCCAAACUUAGGCUUACCUUUGAUCCUAUAGUAUUUUCCCAAGAUGGAAAGCAAUCAGACAAAGGAUAGACAUCCAAGAAAUAGAGAAGGGAAAACUGCUACCAAACACCGGGAAUUUCCUCCCCAUUUAUAUCCAUCUUUCUUUUCCACUUUCCUCUUAACUAUUGCAAAUCAAAUUCUUUGCAAUCUUAAGUAGCCAUGUUCAUUCUGUUUAUGAAACCCAGUCUAAAAAAGAGAAAGGAUGGGAGGACCCUAACAAGGAAACUGUGAAAUUUAACAAUGGGCUCCAUUGGGAAAAAUAAAGACAUUUUUAAAUUUAAGACCAAAUUGAGUUCUCUCUCCUGUGCUUUUCUCUCUUGCUUUUGGCUUUUUUUCUUUCUUCUUCACUUCCCCUCUCUAAUGAUCUCUAUUUCACUUUCCUCACUAUUUUUCUUUUCGCCCUCUGGCUCCCUCCUCUCAUGUCAAAUCUUUUACCUCCCUCAAACUUGUGCCUCAUCUGUCUCCCCCUUUCUCAGGGGAAUGGAUGUGAGGAAAGGAAAGUAAAACAGAAAAAGAAAAGGCCAAUGGAAAAAAACAUGUAAGACAACCUAA